AUGUCGAGCAAUAGUUCAACAGCACCAGAGACACGGCCCUCAGCGGCCCAUGUCUCUGGACAAUCCAACACACCCAUGUCUCGCCCAGCGCACAGCAUGAGCAGCGAGGAAACGCUCAAGCAGCUUCGCGCAGACCCGUUGUCGGGCCUGUCGUCGCACGAGGCUGCGCAGCGACUGACCAGCGCCGGCCGCAACGAGCUGGAGCAGAAAAAGGGCGUGCAGCCCGUCAAAAUAUUCAUCGAGCAGAUAUUCAACGCCAUGACCUUGGUGCUGCUGCUCGCCCUUGCCGCCAGUUUCGGCAUCCGCGCGUGGAUCGAGGGUGGUAUCCUGGGCGGCAUCAUCCUCCUCAACAUCUUCAUCGGCUACGUCCAGACGCUCCAGGCCGAGCGCACCAUUGCCUCGCUGGGCACGCUGGGCACGCCGACCUGCAGCGUGUUUCGCGACGGCGCCACCGUCACCGUGCAGACCGCGGAGGUGGUGCCGGGCGAUGUGGUCCAUCUCAGCACGGGCGAUGCCGUGCCGGCGGAUAUGCGGCUGUUGGACGCCGUCCACCUCGAGGUCGACGAGGCCCUCUUGACGGGCGAAGCCGCGCCCGUGUCCAAGAUGCCCGCCCUCGUCCUGGACGAGGACACUGGCCCCGGUGAUCGCCUCAAUGUCGUCUUCAGCUCCACCACGGUCACAAAAGGUCGUGGGCGCGGCGUCGUCUUUGCGACUGGAAUGGGUACGGAAAUCGGCCUCAUUGCAAGCGCUUUGCAGGGUCACGGCAGGCCUACCCAAGACGCGGGCGCUGCAGAUGCCCCGUUCAAGAGAGUCUGGAGAGGUACCGUGGCGGCCUUGGGCGAAUUUCUUGGCCUGACGGUGGGCACUCCUUUGCAGAGAAAGCUUGCGCAGCUGUUUCUCGGGCUUUUGGCCUUUGCCAUUGUCUGUGCCGUUAUUGUUCUCGGCGCAAACGAGUUCAAUACGCAGACUGAUGUCAUUCUCUAUGCCGUCACCACAGCCAUCGGGACCAUUCCGGUCUCUCUUCUUCUGGUACUCACAGUGACAAUGGCGGCCGGAACCAAAAAGAUGCUGCAACGCCAUGUCAUUGUACGAAACUUGCAAAGUCUCGAGGCUCUUGGUGGAGUUACUAAUGUCUGCUCUGAUAAGACUGGCACCAUCACCCAGGGCCGCAUGGUUGUGCGCAAAGCUUGGUUACCAGGCUGUGGUACAUACUCGGUCGAAACCGGCAAUGACGUGUACAAUCCAACAGUGGGCCAAGUAUCGUUGACAACGACUGAACCGAAGCACAUGACUCAAACGGAGGAGAAGCGCACAUCCGUGACGACAAUCAUCCCAACCGAACACGUCACCCAAACACCUGCUCUUCAGUGGUACCUCAACAUUGCGUCGCUAGCAAACCUUGCCACUCUCGAGCAGGGCGGUGAUGCCGACGAGAAGGAGUCUGGUGAAUGGAAGGCCCGUGGCGCACCGACGGAGAUUGCGAUCGAAGUGUUCGCGUCACGGUUCGGCUGGAACCGGAUUCUACUUUCAGAGGGCUCGUCUGCCAAGUGGAACCACGUUGCCGAGUUUCCCUUUGAUUCCGAUGUUAAGAAGAUGUCCGUCGUGUUUCGCGAUACAGAAUCGAAGCAGACGCACGUCUUCACCAAGGGUGCCGUCGAGCGUGUGCUGGAGAUUUGCACCAGAAUCGCUUACAACAACGACAUGCAGCCGCUGACCGACGAGGCCAAGGACAACAUCCUGGCCAACAUGGAAGCGCUCGCCAGCCAGGGUCUGCGCGUCCUCGCCCUGGCCCACAAGAUCAACGACAUCAGCAUAACCGAAGCCGACGUUGCCCGUGGCGCAAGCUUGCCACCGCGCGCUACCGUCGAGCACGGCCUCGUGUUUCGCGGGCUGGUCGGCAUCUACGACCCGCCGCGCCCCGAGUCGGCGCCGAGCGUGCGGGCCUUUCACGGGGCCGGAAUCGCCGUGCACAUGCUGACCGGCGACCACCCAGAGACGGCGCGCGCCAUUGCCCAAGACGUCGGCAUCCUGCCGCCUGAAAAGGAGCUGCACGCGCUAGCUGCCGAUGUGGCCGCCUCGCUGUUGAUGACGGCGCAGCGCUUCGACGCGCUCUCUGACGAGCAGAUGGACGCGCUCCCGCAGCUGCCGCUCGUGGUGGCACGGUGCGCGCCGAGCACCAAGGUGCGCAUGAUUGAGGCACUGCACCGCCGCGGGCGGUACGUGGCCAUGACAGGUGACGGCGUUAAUGACAGCCCGAGCCUGAAGCGCGCCGACAUUGGCAUCGCGAUGGGCACCGGCUCCGACGUCGCCAAGGAGUCGUCGGAUAUUGUCCUCACGGAUGACAACUUUGCGUCCAUUCUCAACGCCAUCGAGGAGGGACGCCGCAUCUUUGACAACAUCCAAAAGUUCAUCCUGCACGUUUUGGCCGCCAAUAUUGGAUUCGUCAUCUCGCUGCUCGUCGGCCUCUCGUUCAAGGAUCGGCAGGGUGUGUCGGUUUUUCUUCUGUCGCCGGUUGAAAUCCUCUGGAUGCUUCUCGGUACCGCCGCCUUCUCGGAAACCGGCCUCGGCUUUGAAAAGGCGGUCCCUGAUAUCUUGAACCGCCCUCCACACAACCUCCAAUACGGCGUCUUUACCCCCGAAUUCGUGCUCGACAUGGUCGUCUACGGUCUGAUCAUGGCAGGCUGCGUGCUCGGCUCCUUUACCACGAUCCUAUUCGGCUUCGACAACGGCAACCUCGGCGUCGACUGCAACAGGAGCUUCUCUCCCGCGUGCGACCAAGUGUUUCGUGCGCGCGCCACCUGCUACGCCACGAUGACGUGGAUAUUCUUGCUCUUUUCCUGGGAACUUAUUGAUUUUCGCCGAUCCUUGUUCUACAUGCCCAGCGGCAUGCGCGCAUGGGCAGCGCACCUCUGGAGCAACAAGUUCCUGUUCUUCUCGGUGACGAUCGUCUUCGCCGUCGUCUUCCCGACAAUCUACAUCCCAGGACUGAAUCACGUCGUGUUUUUGCAUACUGGCAUCACAUGGGAGUGGGCAGUCGUGUUCGUCUCGGUCGGUGUGUGGAUGGCGGGGACCGAGUCUUGGAAGUGGAUGAAGCGAGCCUACUUCCGACGCGCAACACCCAAGACACAGACUGCUCCAGGAGUGAGUGUGGUGUAG
Molecule: messenger RNA, 3156 nt
Organism: Cordyceps militaris CM01
Lineage: Eukaryota; Fungi; Ascomycota; Sordariomycetes; Hypocreales; Cordycipitaceae
Product: sodium transport ATPase 5
Exons: 4
Coding region: 1-3156 (1051 amino acids)
Biological process (GO): intracellular calcium ion homeostasis; calcium ion transmembrane transport
Cellular component (GO): plasma membrane
Molecular function (GO): P-type calcium transporter activity; ATP binding; ATP hydrolysis activity
Source: RefSeq, a predicted model, not a curated record